Glossina fuscipes is the source of this 2931-nucleotide messenger RNA. Its product is annotated as methionine synthase reductase. The record is from RefSeq and is a predicted model, not a curated record. Lineage: Eukaryota; Metazoa; Arthropoda; Insecta; Diptera; Glossinidae. Gene Ontology annotation, biological process: homocysteine metabolic process. Gene Ontology annotation, cellular component: cytosol. Gene Ontology annotation, molecular function: [methionine synthase] reductase (NADPH) activity; FMN binding; flavin adenine dinucleotide binding. Bases 196 to 1596 code for a protein of 466 amino acids. The transcript is spliced from 3 exons.
GCGACAAAAAUAAUACGACAUUUCGAUUAACUAAUUUUCCAUUUAUUAACUUAAGGUUGCAUUUACACUCUCUUGUCAUCGAUUCCAAGUGAAUUACAAAUGUCAUUUUAGUCACGCCUAUGACAGCUGUUUUAUAUUUACGUUUUUACGUUUUAUACCUCGUGCGACUUAUUGUUAUUGAUAGCAUAAAUUAAGAUGGUUGCAGACAACGUUGAGUUGGAAAAAGCUUUAGAUAUUAACAAAUAUAUAUUAUCUAAGUAUACAGUUUCCAAAUUAGUGGAUAGAACUCUGGAAUUACGUUUUUUGGAUAAUUCUCCGGAUUUGGAUUGGAAUUUGGAUUGCAGACAUGGCCAAGAAAAAUGUUUAGAUCUGCAAUAUCCUUUUGCCCGUAGUCCUUCAACUUUGACUAGAGUAAAUGUAAAAGAUUUCAAGAUUUUAUUAGAAGCUGAUGGUCAACUGCACACUAAAAGUAUAACCGAAAUAAAAUUUGAUGUAAAGAAAAUAUGGGAUUUUACAUGGCAGCCUGGUAAUACGAUCGGUAUAUUACCUCACAAUGAUGAAUCUGAUGUUGAAGAUAUUUUAAAAUAUUUAAAUUUGGAAAAUAAGGCAGACAAUUUAUGCGUAUUUCAACUAAUGCAAGAAUCUAAAAAAACUAAAUACCCUUCACAUAUACCCAAUCGAACAACACCACGAGAAGUGUUGAGAGAUUGCCUUAAUCUGAGAGGAGUUUUGAAAAAGCAAUUUCUAAGAACUUUGGCUGAAUAUUGUUCUGACAUCUCUGAUGUCAGCUUUUUAAAAUGUAUAUCUUCGAAAGAAGGGUCUGCAUAUUAUAACGAAAUUAUUUUACAAAAUGCUUUUACUCUGUUGGACAUUUUGAAAACUUGCCCAUCAUGUCAACCGCCGCUUAGUUUAUUAGUAGAACAUUUGCCACGCCUUUUACCUAGGGAGUACUCUAUAGCCAGCAGUCCUUUAAUUAAUUCGAAUGAAUUUCGUAUAAUUUUUUCGAUUUUUUCUACUAAUCCUGGUAUUACAACAAAAAUGUUGCAGAGUAAACCUGCACAAGUUUUAAUGUACCUAAGACAGCCGAAUAAAUUUUGUUACACAGAAGACGAUUUUCAAAAUGAUCAAAUACUUAUAGCAGUGGGAGGUGCAGCUUUAGCUCCAUAUUUAGGUUUUUUGCAGCACAAGCAAUGUCUUAUCGAAAAGGGAGCGUCAGGAGUUGCCGGCAAAACAUGGCUUUUUGUAGGUGGUGUUAGCCCGCAAGCAAUCGCUCAUCGUUCUCAAUUGAUGCAAUGGCUUUCUAAGAAUGUUUUAAACAAAUUUAUAGAAAGUCAUUCUCGUUCACCGUCCGCCACCAAUUCAUAUCAAUAUAUACAUGAGGCCUUAAAUGCGAAUUCCAAAGUGUUCAUUGACUUACUUUUGCAGCCGCAAACCUCGAUAUAUGUAUGUGCAGAUGGUUCUCAAAUAUCCGCAGCCCUAGAGGCAACAAUUUGCAAAUGUUUAAGUAAAGAAAUCAAUAUCGAACAAUCUGAGGCUCAGAAUAUAAUCAAAGAUUAUCGUAGGCAAAAUAAAUAUCGAGAAGAUUUCUGGUGCUAAAAAGUAAAAGCAGAAAAACAAAGGAUUUUAUUUUAUAGAGGUCAACGAAAAGGUGAGGAAAUGCUUGACUAUUGGAUUAAAAAUAAUCCGAGAUGUCUACCGUUUAUCUAUGUUCGGUCGUCGAUUUUCUUCUUUUUUUUUGUCCGCGUAAAUGGCCAUCCGCAAGAAGUGAAAAAAUAAAAUCAUUUAUGUAAUUCACAGUAGCCGACAAUUGUACUAUAUUUUCUUAGUCAGAAGAUCCAAAGACUAUCUUAUACAUUUUGUUUUUAAUAAGUUGUGUCUUCUUCAGGCUAUUCUAAAGGCUUUUAGCUCAACUGAAAAUUGUCAUCUUCCGUUAAAGGAUUUUAGGGCCCAUUUUACGCGCGAAAUAUAUACCUUAUGUAAAGGAUAGUACGCGGUGCUUGUCAGGGGUUUCCAGUCCUGAGUUUGGAUCUUCUGUAUGCAUUACAAAGUCUAAUUGGUACGAGGGUGCCAUGAAAAGGUCACAAAAAGGACAAAGAAUAGCUGGGCUAAACAAAUUAAUAUAACUCCGAAAAUUCCAAAAUGCAAAAAGAGAGUAUCUAUAGUAUCUUUAUGUAAAAAUCACGGCAAAGUAAUCUUAAUUACCGAAAAAAAAAGCUCAUUUUUUCAUAGCCAUCAGCGGAGGAUGAGCAUUCCGCUGCUUUUACAAAUUUGGCAAAGAAUAGGGUUUGGAAAAUGAAACAAAUUAGUCAAGCGUAAACUCGGUUUCUGCAAUCAAUACGUAAUCGCCAUCAAGUACGAUAUACAUAUGUCAGCGUUUUUUUCCCACGGACGUUAAACCCCGUUAAGGAAUCUGUCUGCUGUAGCGCUUGAAAAAAUGGGCAGGGAGAGAAGACCCUAUUGGGCUUGACUCUAAUCUGGCAGUGUAAGGAGACGUAAGAGAUGCAGAAUAACUGGAAGAUAUUGUUUCUCGGUUUGAUUAUCGCCAAUGAAUACCACUACUCACUAUACGGAUAUAUUUAUACAAAUUUUGUUUAUAUAACCAAUACUUCGAAUUUGGUAUAAUUCUCAAUACUCAAGUACGAUCCAAUUCAAGAACUUUGUCAGAUAGAGAUAUUAACGGAGGUGUCCCAAGGCCACGUCACUGCGGACGGAAACCACACAUAGAACAAAAGGACAAAAGCUGACUUGAUCUGGUCAGUUUCCAGUACACAUAGGGACAGCAAAAGCUCGGCCUGUCGAUCCUUUUGUUUCAACGAGUUUGCAACGAGAGAUAUUAGAGAAGUUAACACUGGGUUACCUGGCUUGUUGCGGCCAAGCGUUCAUUGCGGCGUAGCUUUUUGAUCCUUUGAUAUAGGCUCUUGCUAUCAUUGU